UAUCUCAAGCAAUUGGUUGUAUAUUUUGCACAAAAUUAUUCCAUUCUCUGUGGUUAUUCCCAAUUUCAAAUUAUUAUUCGUUUGUAAAACCAUUUAAAAUGUCGAAAAAACUCACACCAGAAAAUUUUCCAACAGCGAUAAAAGACAAAUAUAUCGAUGAUUUGUCAAAAUAUACAAAAGUCCAGCUAUUAGAAAUGCGUGACCGUCAACUGAAAUUGAUGGCCAACAAAUCACGUUUGGCAAAAUUACCGGAUAAAGGUGAACGAAUUCAGAAAUUGUACGAAAAUAUUAUGCAAGAGAUCAAUGCACGCAAUGUGAUUGAUAAAGCUGCCGAACUGUUUUCCGAAUUGAAUAUUGUUGAAAAAGGUGUCAAGACUUUAACACACAUGGAAUGGACUGGUGGAAAGAUGAAUGGUGAUCAAAUUCUAGUGGCAGCUGACACAUUGAACAGUGACAACGAUGAAGAUGAUGAAUUCGAUCCGUUGAAAAUAAUUGCACAAAGCCGCGAAACAAAAUUGGUUAAAGUAGUAAAAUCGCCAAAAAGUCUCAUCACAGCAGCCGAUUUGGCGGACAUUAAAUCAAUGAACAACGAAACGAACAAUGAUGACACGAAUAAAACUGGCGAUUCGGUUGAAUUAGAACCGCAUGCCAUUUAUAUGAUUAAAAUGGAUAAAGCGUUUGAUCCAAAUGCAAAAAUCAAACAAAAAUUUCUACCAUUUCGAACAACAAAAGGUGAUGCACACAACAUUGAAAAGGAAAAACAACGAAAGCAUGGUAAACAUUGGGAAGUCACGUCUGCCACACCACCAAAUCUACGGAACAAUGCUGUUAAAUUGAUUACACUACACGAAUCAAUCGAAAUGGAAAAACAACAUCAAGAAAAACUACGCGAACAAUUGGAAAAACAUGCAGAAGAACGGCUGGCGAUACGCAAGAAGAUAAUUGCCGAUAAUAUAUCGUUGUUGCCGUCUGGCAGCGCACUUUUGGAUCCAAAUUCAUUUUUUCAGUCGUAUCGACAACGCAAUGUACAUUUUGAUGAAAAUGCCGAUUCCGACGGUGGUGAAUCUGACGAUAAUGAUGAUGUGUACAGCGAUAAUGAUAUUGAUUUGCUCACCUAAUUACAUCCGAACAGAAAAUAGUGUCUAAGAAUUUUGUAAAAUAAAUGUGAUUAUCUCAAGGAAUAAAAUAAGUAAAACAAUUCAUACAGACAUCGAAA
Contarinia nasturtii (swede midge) is the source of this 1216-nucleotide messenger RNA. RefSeq lists its product as uncharacterized. Gene Ontology annotation, molecular function: transcription elongation factor activity. Gene Ontology annotation, cellular component: nucleus. Lineage: Eukaryota; Metazoa; Arthropoda; Insecta; Diptera; Cecidomyiidae. The coding region runs from base 99 to 1118 and encodes 339 amino acids. Gene Ontology annotation, biological process: transcription elongation by RNA polymerase II. The record is from RefSeq and is a predicted model, not a curated record. The transcript has 2 exons.